AUGUCACGCGGCCUUCAGUUCCUGCUCUUGAGCUGCGCCUGCAGCCUGGUGCCCGCAGCGCGAAACGUGAAGGUGGUUUGUUCCGAGGACGUGGACUUGCCCUGCACCGCCCCCUGGGACCCGCAGGUCUCUUACACGGUCUCCUGGACCAAGCUUAGAGAGGGUGAUGAAGAGGUGAUGGAGAUGCCCCAGGAAGAUCUGAGUGAACAGUACUAUUAUCAGAAGGAGAAAAAUAGCUCUCAAGAAGCCACCAGUGAAAGGCUGUAUUCUCUGAAGAUCCGAAACACUACUAACUGCAACACGGGGACAUACAGGUGCACUCUGUGGGACCUAGAAGGGCAGAGAAACCAAAGUGGCACAGUGACCCUGAGAGUGAUAGGAUGCCCCAAGGAACACAAAGAAAAUAAUUUUAAGAAAUACAGAGCAGAAAUUGUGCUACUGUUGGCUCUGGUUGUUUUCUACUUAACACUCAUCAUUUUCACUUGUAAGUUUGCACGACUACAGAGUAUUUUUCCAGAUGUUUCUAAGCCUGUCAUGGAUCGAGCUUUUCUCCCAGUCACUUCCCAAAAUAAACAUUUUGGUCCAGUGAUUUUUCAUAAGACAGAAUUGGUAUAA
This is a messenger RNA of Orycteropus afer afer, 615 nucleotides long. RefSeq names its product CD83 molecule (gene CD83). The record is from RefSeq and is a predicted model, not a curated record. The transcript has 5 exons. The coding region runs from base 1 to 615 and encodes 204 amino acids. Lineage: Eukaryota; Metazoa; Chordata; Mammalia; Tubulidentata; Orycteropodidae.